Messenger RNA from Sporothrix brasiliensis 5110, 1569 nucleotides. RefSeq lists its product as uncharacterized. The coding region runs from base 1 to 1569 and encodes 522 amino acids. NCBI's taxonomy places the organism in Eukaryota, Fungi, Ascomycota, Sordariomycetes, Ophiostomatales, Ophiostomataceae. The transcript is spliced from 2 exons. The record is from RefSeq and is a predicted model, not a curated record.
AUGCCCACCUACCUCUGCCACGGCUUCCGAUGGCACCGGCCGAGCAUCCGCGUCUUUGUCAUUGUGCAGGACCUCGAGGAUGCUUCGCCCGACUGGGUCAUCCGCCCGGCCACCACACGCAGCCUGCUCGAUGCCUUUGGUCGACUAUUUGACUUUUUACCGACGCAGGACCUCGAGACAGACGCAGAGGCCGAGGCAGCAGCUGUGGUAGCCGCCGCCGCCGCCGCUCAGAAAGCCGCCGAGGCCACGGCCGCGGCAGCCGCAUCCGCAUCCGAGCAGCGGGGGCGACGACAGUCCAUAUCGCAGGCAGCACGCGCAAAGAGCAAGUCGCGCAAGGACAAAAAGGACAAGGAGAAGGCGGCCAAGGUGAAGGAAAAGAAUGACGCAGCUGGCACACCCGGCGCAGCUGGCGCAGCGCCACUUUCCGGCCCCACACCGGUCGCAGGUGUCACGCGCCGUAACGAUGGCCGCGACGAGGUGCUGGCGCGGCAAGACCGCUCGCCCAUCAAGCUGCUCGAGGAGCACGACACACAGCGACUGGACGAAAUGUCGCGGCCCCAUGCGUACGUCGCCGACUACGUAGCGCGCAUCGACCUGUCGGCGUCCAUUGUGGACGAGAUGGCGCGGUACGAGCGGCUGCAGCAGCAGCGGUGGCGGCGCGAGCAAAAGACCAAAGACGGGUUUCCGUCCAUGGCCGGGCCGUCGGAGGAGGGCGCGUCGUUGGGCGCUGCACUGGGCGCAGGCGAAGGCAGCGGCGGCGUCAGCGGCGCGACGCUGACAAAACGAAAAAAGGGGUCAGGCUGGCUCGAGCAGCUGCGGGACCAGCUGCAACGCGGCGAAGAGAUCCGGUGGUAUGUGGUCGUAAACGACGAUGAAGACCGAGCGUACCCAGGCGAAAUCGAGGGCGAGGAGACCGACGACGAGACGGAAGAAAACGUGCUGGCGGCGGAGGCACAGGCGGAGGCACAGGCGAAGACCGAAACGACACGACAAGAAAGACUGCGCACGGAGGAAGACGAGAUUUUGCCGGAGCGACGACAGCCCAGCUCGUUUGGCGACUUUAUGGACGAGCACGGCUUCGGCGACAGCAUCGCCACGGCGUCGUCCCCACCGGUCAGCAACCGCUACCUGGAGCAAGAACGGGAGCGGGAAAAGGAGCGACAAAGACAGCGGCUGCGCUUUGAGCUCACGGGCGAUCCCAAUAUUUUGGAAAAAUGGAACAUUCCCUCACCAACAUCAGCGACUGCGCCCCGCGCAAGCUACCGUCCAGGCCCGGGAAAGCCUACGAUAACGCCUUCGGCGUCGGCGGCGUCAACGGCAGCCCCGAUGCCUCACAACAAGCACAACAAGCACAACAAGCACAACAAGCACAACAAGCACAACAAGCACAACAAGCACAACAAGCACAACAAGCACAACAAGCACAACAAGCACAACAAGCACAACAAGCACAACAAGCACAACAAGCACAGCAAGCACAACAAGCACAACAAAACCAUCAGCAGCACCAGCAGCAUCAUCAACAACAACAUCAACAGAAUGGUCGGCGAGAUCGGUCCUCGACGAUGA